AGUGCAGCAGCUCUGUGGUUUUCUGGAGAGUCCAAAUUAUAGACUACAGACUCUGAGGGUCAAUAACAAGACAGUUAAAUCUUCCAGAGACAAAACCAUGAUUGAGAAGGCAGCAGCUGAAGAAGAUAGUGGGUACUUAAAGAAGCAAGAGAAAUCCGUCACAAACAGUGACUCUGAGGUCAGACUGAAUCCAGACUCAUUAGACACUCAGCUUGAUUUGUCUAAGGAUGACACAGAGCUCAUUAAGCCUCCAUCAAGCUUCACACCUGAAGUACAAACUGAAUCCACACAAAUCUCCUACAGGUUCAGGUGUCCUGGUCCAGGUGUGUUCCUGUGUACUCUGACCAGACUGGUGUUUGUUAUGGCUCAGGAGGCGGAGGUGCUGUACCGGACUGUACAAUGGGAUGAGAGCCUCCUUCAGCCAUCUGGAAAAACAGCUGCAGGACCGCUGUUCAACAUCACAUGCUCUGAGGAUGCUGUCCGUCAGCUCCACCUGCCACACUGUGAAACAAAGGAGGUGGUGCAUGUUGACGGCCUGCUGUCUGUUGCCCACAUCUCUGAUAAUGGGAUGACCGUCUUGGAGCCGCUGGAGAUCACUGCCACCCAUGUGGUUGUGAAGGUCCCUCACCUUUCUGCCUUUGGCCUCAUCUGGGAUGUCUUUAAGCGGUUCCUGAACAUGGAGGAACCCGUGUCUGCCCAACAAGGACAUGUGGCUGAAUACAUCCAGACCCCUGCUGACUGCCUUUUCAGCUUCGGUCAAAGGUACAGUGUCCACUGUGACCCUGAGAGCAGGAUACAGCCAGAGACGCAGAGAUUGCUGGAGCUGUUGGCCAUGUUUGAGUUGGGUCCGCUGGCUCGCUUGGACCUGAGGCAGUACUACCUGCUGCUGCUGCAGCGCUACAGCCGAGACCUGGAGCUGCUGAGGAAGACCUACCAGAAACACAAGGACCGGCCGCCCAUCGGACGCAACCUGCCGCCGGUGUCAGGCAGGGUCCUCUGGAGCCGGCAGCUCUUCAGGAAGGUUGAAGCUCCGAUGUUGAUCCUGAAGAAGAAGCUUGACUUCCUGAAGGGACCAGAGAUGACAAAAGUCAUCCGGAGCUACAACCAGCUGGCUGUGGUGUUGCUGCAGUACGAGGUGCUGCACCUGCAGGGGUGGAGUCAGGCUGCAGAGAGCGCGCCACGGUGCCUGGGCACUGCCCUGCUGGUCCGACAUGAAGACAGCAAGGAGGUCUCGGUGAACCUGGACCCUGUGGUGCUGGAGGUGCUGCAGGAAGCUCGGUGGAUGACCAAACUGGGCGUGAACGUGCCAAAGGUCAUCCAGAAGAUGACCUCCAGAGAACCAGAGCUCAGAGAUUUGUACAGCCGACUGCUGGAGAUGCUCCAGGACUACAGCUCUGUGGUGGGCAGGGUCCCACCUCUCCUCCUCCCCAUCAUGCAGCCCUUCAUUGGCCGUGUGGAGGAAGCUCUCUCCCCUGGGCUCACCUCACUGUCCUGGACUGCUCUCAACACUGAGCGGUUCGUGCAGAAUGUGUAUGUGGCUCUCAAAGACCUGGACCUGGUGUCCAAAAUGGCGAAAGACCUGUUGGACUGUCGCAUCGGCCGGCUGCUUGGGGCCAUGUCGUCCUGCCGUCUGCUGGUCCUUCCUGAAGACUCGUCUGUUCUGAACUUCCAGAGAAACACAUUUGCUCUGUUUCAACCAACAAAUCCUCUUACAAGCCGCCUGAGCUUGGACUGUUUCCUCUCAGCCACCAGAUCCUCCCUGGAGGCCCUGAGGAGGAGACUUCAUGUCUCCAAAAAACAGCCACACUUUUCCUCCUUGGUGUCUUCCUCCAGCGGUGCCCAGCCAGCUCCUCCUCCACCUCUCCUCACAACCUCCAUCCAGCUUGCAAUCCCCAACAUGGUCCUCAGACCCAGUCUGGAUGACAUUCAGUCUGUGGUGAAUAAGCUGGUGGGCGUCGUGCUGUCUGUGACCAAAGACGUCCCUCUGUGGACUUACUCUCACCUGCAGUACAAACAGCAGCAGGCGGAGCAGGCGGCGGGUCGUAGCGGAGGAGAGGACGUGGCAGUGAAGCCAGCGGUGCUGCGAGCGCUGGACAGACAGCUGGCUGAACACAAAGACAUCAGCAGGUUGGUGAUGCAGCUCAGCUCCAUCGUGUCACACCUGAAAGCUCAGGCUGCUGAAACCCUGAAUGACCUCGGCCACUUCUCCACCCUGUGGAACCAGAGGCUGGAGGAACAGAUUUCGGAGCUCCCUGCGUUUUACACAGCGGGUUCGAUCCUGUUGGACACCGACCAGCUGAAGCGUUCGCUCACUCACGAGUGUCGCUCCUGGAAACUAGCUUUCGGCGCCGCUCUGAACCGCCGAGCGUCCGCCGACAUGAACGACAUCCUGUCGUUCGUGGACGCGCUCACGAAGCGUCUGCAGCAUCCAAUCUCAGACCUGGAUGAUGUCAGAGCAGCCAUGGCUGCACUCAGAGAGGUUCGGGAGGCGGAGUUUCGCAUCGACGCCACCAUCGGGCCGCUGGAGGAAUCCUUCGCCCUGCUCAACAGACACGAGCUGCUCUACGGUGACGGGAACGGCGAGCGUGUGGACGGCCUGAUGUACGCCUGGAAAAGCCUCACUGACCUGGUGGUGCAGACCCAGAACACUCUGGUGCAGAUUCAGCCCAGCAUGAAGACAGACCUGCUGUCUGCAGUGCAGAGCCUGCAGAGCCAGGCUCAGAGCUUCUGCACCGACUACAACCAAAGGGGCCCGGGGGUGGAGGGCGUGGCCCCGGCUGAAGCCAGUGAGCGGCUGCAGAGUUUUCAGGCCGAGUUCGAUCAGCUGUGGAGGAAGUACACCACCUGCUCAGGUGGAGAAGAGCUGUUCGGGCUGCCUGUGAACGAGUAUCCGGAGCUGCAGAGGAUCCGGAGGGAGCUCUCCCUGCUGUCCAAACUCUACAGUCUGUACAGCUCGGUCACCGACAGCAUCGCCGGCUACUACGACAUCCUGUGGGCCGACCUCAACAUCGAGAAGAUCAGCGCGGAGCUGCAGGACUUCCAGAACAGACACUGGACUCGUCUCAGCGAUGUGACCGGUCACAGCUUCCAGGUGGACUCUGACAGUUUGUGCCUGAGAAACAUUAUAGAGGCUCCACUGCUGAAACACAGAGAGGACAUCGAGGCUCAUCUGCUCAGUCUGUUCGAUAACGUUAACAGAGUUGUUUUCAAUGAGAACAUCUACGACCAGAUGAUCAUUUUCCAGUCCCAAGAAGGAGAAACUGUGGAGCUGAGGCACCCAGUCCUGGCACAGGGGAAUGUGGAGGUGUGGUUAGGAGAGCUGCUAGCUGGGGUGAGGGGAACCCUUCAUGCUAUCAUCCGUCAGGCUUACCUGGCCAUCAGUGACUCCGCCUUUAAGCUUCUGGAGUUCCAGUCGGCGUUCCCGGCUCAGAUUGGCCUGCUGGGAAUCCAGAUGAUCUGGACGAGAGACGCAGAAGAAGCACUCGUCCUCAGUCUGGCUCAGUCCGGAGCCUGGGGCUGCUUUGAUGAGUUUAACCGCAUCGAGCUGCCGGUGCUUUCUGUUGCCGCCCAGCAGAUCUACAUCGUGCUGCAGUGUAAGAAGAACAAGAAGAAGCAGUUCGUCUUCACCGACGGAGACGUGGUCGACAUGGAUCCCGAGUUCGGCAUCUUCCUCACCAUGAAUCCCGGUUACGCCGGCCGUCAGGAGCUGCCGGAAAACCUGAAGAUUCAGUUCCGCACGGUAGCCAUGAUGGUCCCGGACCGAGCCAUCAUCAUGAGGGUUAAAUUGGCCAGUGCUGGUUUCCGUGACAACCAGGUCCUAAGCAGGAAGUUCUACACCCUCUACAAACUGUGUGAGGAGCAGCUGUCCAAACAGGUCCAUUAUGAUUUCGGUCUGAGGAACAUUUUGUCGGUUUUGAGGACGUUGGGAGCUGUGAAGCGAUCUAACCCGUCAGAACCAGAGAAGACCGUGGUGAUGAGGGUCCUGAGGGACAUGAACCUCUCCAAACUGGUGGACGAGGACGAGCCUCUGUUUAUGAGUCUGAUCAAUGACCUGUUUCCUGGCAUUGUUUUGGAUAAAGCCGGUUAUCCAGACUUGGAGUCGGCCAUCUUUAAUCAGGCUCAGCAGGCCGGUCUGAUCCCUCACCCGCCCUGGAUCCUCAAACUGGUCCAGCUCUAUGAGACGCAGAGAGACUUGUUGGACUUUGUCUUCACUGCUGUGUCCCCUAAGAUGCAGGUGCUGGAGUGUAUGUACAUCAAACAGACUAUUGACCUGCUGCAGGGUUUGCUCCCCGCAGCGCAGGACAAACAGGGUGGCCAUGAUCAUGUGGGACGCAUGUUUGUCUUUGCGGUCAUGUGGUCUCUGGGUGCACUGCUGGAGCUGGAUGACAGAGCCAAGAUGGAGGCCUUCCUGAAGGCCCACAGCUCAUCUCUGGACCUGCCACCCACUCAGGAUAACCAGACCAUCUUUGAGUUCAUCAUCAGUGAGCAGGGAGACUGGGAGCACUGGUCCAACAAGGUCCCAGAGUAUGUCUACCCCAAAGACCACGUCCCUGACUACUCGUCCAUCCUGGUUCCCAACGUAGACAACGUGAGGACGGACUUCCUGAUGCAGACCAUCAUGAAUCAGAGGAAGGCCGUGCUGCUGAUCGGAGAGCAAGGAACAGCCAAGACCGUCAUGAUUAAAGGCUACACUGGAAAGCUCGACCCAGAGCUCCACCUCAGUAAGACGGUGAACUUCUCUUCGGCCACGCUGCCCGGCAUGUUCCAGAGGACGCUCGAGAGCUACAUCGACAAACGCAUGGGCACCACCUACGGGCCGCCGGCCGGACGCAGGAUGACCGUCUUCAUAGACGACAUCAACAUGCCCGUAAUCAAUGAAUGGGGCGACCAGAUAACCAAUGAGAUUGUGCGUCAGCUGAUGGAGCAGGGAGGUUUCUACAGCCUGGAUCGUCCAGGAGAGUUCAUCACUGUGGUGGAUGUUCAGCUGGUGGCAGCCAUGAUUCACCCCGGCGGCGGUCGGAACGACAUCCCUCAGCGUCUGAAGCGCCAGUUCUCCAUCUUUAACUGCACGCUGCCCUCCAACUCCUCCAUCGAUAAGAUCUUUGUGUACGAGCCAAUCCCAUCGCUGGACCUUCUGGCAGAGCGGCUGUCGGCUUUUCAGCAGCAGUACAACGAGGCGGUGAGAGGCGGAGCCAUGGAUCUGGUCUUCUUCAAGGACGCGAUGAUCCACCUGAUGAGGAUCUCACGCAUCCUGAGGACGCCACAAGGAAACGCCCUGCUGGUCGGGGUGGGAGGGUCGGGGAAGCAGAGCCUGACGAGGCUCGCGUCGUUCAUCGCAGGAUACCAAACCUUCCAGAUCACACUGAGCAGGUCGUAUAGCAGCAGUAACCUGCUGGAGGAUCUGAAGUCUCUGUAUCGGAUCGCCGGUCAGCGCGGGAAAGGCGUCACCUUCCUGUUCAGCGACAAUGACAUCAAAGAAGAAGCCUUCCUGGAAUACAUGAACAACGUCCUGGCGAGCGGUGAAGUUUCCAACCUGUUUGCUCGAGACGAGCUGGAUGACAUCACUCAGGACCUGAUUCCCGUGAUGAAGCGCCAGCAUCCUCGCCGCCCGCCGACGCCCGAGAACCUCUACGACUUUUUCCUGUCCCGCGUGCGGAGCAACCUCCACGUGGUCCUCUGUUUCUCGCCUGUCGGGGAGAAGUUCCGCUCUCGUGCCUUAAAGUUCCCAGGUCUGAUUUCUGGCUGCACAGUGGACUGGUUCCAGCGUUGGCCUCAGGACGCCCUCAUCGCUGUAUCGCAUCACUUCCUGUCUCAGUACCAGGACCUCCGCUGCUCAGAGGAUGUCAAGCAAAGCAUUGUGGUUACCAUGGGAACCUUCCAGGACCUGGUGGCAGAGAAGUGUGGCGAGUAUUUCGAGCGUUUCCGCCGCCAGACGUUUGUGACGCCAAAGUCCUACCUGUCCUUCAUCGACAGCUACAAGCUGGUCUACACGGAGAAGAUCGCUCACGUCGGCACGCUGGCCGAGCGCAUGCAGACAGGUCUCUGUAAACUGAUGGAGGCGGAGCAGUCGGUGUCUCAGCUCUCUGAGGAGCUGCUGGUGAAGGAGAAGGAGCUCGCCGUCGCCUCCCAGAGGGCAGACCAGGUCCUGCAGGAGGUCACGGCCAAAGCUCAGGCUGCCGAAAAGGUGAAGCAGCAGGUGCAGAAGGUGAAGGAUAAAGCUCAGCUCAUCGUGGACGAGAUCGAAGCCGAUAAAAUGGCAGCAGAGUCCAAACUGGAGGCUGCGAAACCGGCUCUGCAGGCUGCUGAGGCUGCCCUACAGACCAUCAAACCAGCAGACAUCUCCACGGUGAGGAAGCUGCAGAAGCCUCCUCAUCUCAUCAUGAGGAUCAUGGACGCCGUGCUGCUGCUGUUCCAGAGAAAGGCUAACCUGGCCAUGCAGGAGGCCCGUCUGCUGGUGGCUCAGGCUGAACUCACUAAGGCUCAGGAACAGCUGGAUGCUAAACAGCUGGAGCUGGACGCGGUGCAGGCGCUUUACGACGCUGCCAUGAAGGAGAAGCAGGACCUGGAGGAUGACGCCCAGGCCUGCCGCCGGAAGAUGGCCAAUGCUCGCGCUCUGAUCGACGGCCUGGGAGGAGAAAAGGUCCGUUGGACCGACAGCAGCGCGGGGUUUCAGACUCAGAUCAAACACCUGGUGGGGGACGUCCUUCUGGCCACAGGCUUCCUGUCCUAUGCCGGCCCCUUUAACCAGGAGUACCGCAGCCUGCUGCUGACGCUGUGGAGGAAAGAGAUGGAGGAGAAGCACCUCCCCUUCAGUCCCGAGCUGAACGUGAUUGGUCUGCUGGUGGACAACGCCACAGUGAGCGAGUGGAACCUGCAGGGUUUACCCAGCGACGACCUGUCCAUCCAGAACGGCAUCGUGGUGACGAAGGCGUCCCGCUACCCGCUGCUGAUAGACCCCCAGGGCCAGGGCAAGACCUGGAUCCAGAACAGAGAGCGAGACCAGCAGCUGCAGGUGACGUCUUUGAACCACAAAUACUUCCGUUCCCACCUGGAGGACAGCCUGUCUCUUGGGCGCCCCCUGCUGCUGGAGGACGUUGGUGAGGAACUGGACCCCGUCCUGGACAACAUACUGGACAAAAACUACAUCAAGUCUGGCUCCACUUACAAGGUGAAGAUUGGAGACAAGGAGGUGGAUGUAAUGAAGGGCUUCACGCUCUACAUCACCACCAAGAUGGCCAACCCAGCAUACAGCCCUGAGGUCAGCGCCAGGACGGCCGUGGUGGACUUCACCGUCACUCAGAGAGGCCUGGAGGACCAGCUGCUGGGACGGGUCAUCCUGCUGGAGAAGCAGGAGAUGGAGGCAGAGCGAGUGAAGCUCCUGGAGGAGGUGACGUCCAACAAGAGGAAGAUGCAGGAGCUGGAGGACAGCCUGCUGUUCAGGCUCACCAGCACACAGGGCUCGCUGGUGGAGGACCAGUCUCUGAUCGAGGUGCUGAGCGUCACCAAGAUCACCGCUCAGGAGGUAAGUGAGAAGCUGACGGUUGCCGCGGAGACAGAGGUGAAGAUUAACCAGGCCAGGGAGGAGUACCGGCCAGUGGCCACCAGGGGGAGCAUCCUCUACUUCCUGAUUGUGGAGAUGUCGCUGGUGAACGUCAUGUACCAGACGUCGCUGCGGCAGUUUCUCGGGCUCUUUGAUUCGUCCAUGCAGAACUCGGCCAGGUCGCAGGUCACCUCCAAACGCAUUAGCAACAUCAUCAGCUUCCUCACCUACCAGGUGUACCGUUACACAGCCAGAGGUCUGUACGAGGAACACAAGCUGCUCUUCACUCUGCUGUUGGCUCUAAAGAUCGACCUGCAGGCCCGAAUCAUCUCGCACGUGGAGGUGCUCACCUUCAUCAAAGGCGGAGCCUCUCUGGACCUGAACUCGGUAGAAUCGAAGCCACGGCGCUGGAUCCUGGACCAGACCUGGCUGAACCUGGUUCAGCUGUCCAGCCUGCCUGCGUUCUUCCAGAUUCUGAACCAGGUGAACCAGAACGAGCGCGCCUGGAAAGCGUGGUUCGACCAUCCAGCGCCAGAAGACGCCCCGCUGCCCGAUGGCUACGAGGAGAAGCUCGACCCCUUCCGGAAGCUUCUGCUCAUCCGGAGCUGGUGCCCCGACCGGACCAUCGCUCAGGCGCGGCGCUACAUCUCAGAGUCUCUGGGCCAACGGUACGCCGAAGGCUCGGUCCUGGACUUGGACACCGUGUUGGCAGAGAGCAACAACCGAACGCCGAUGGUGUGUCUGCUGUCGAUGGGCUCCGACCCGACUGAGAACAUCGAGAGAUUAGCCAAGAAUAAGGGGGCGCCGUGCCAUCCCAUCUCCAUGGGUCAGGGCCAAGAGGUUCACGCUCGCAGGCUAUUGGCCAACAGCAUGCUGGAUGGCGGCUGGCUCCUCCUCCAGAACUGCCACCUGGGACUGGACUUCCUGGAUGAGCUGCUGGAGACGGUCACAUCAGCGGUGCCGGAGAGCGUGCACAAAGAUUUCCGAGUGUGGCUGACGACCGACGUGCACCCCAGGUUCCCCAUCACCUUCCUUCAGUCCUCCAUCAAGUUCACCAAUGAACCUCCUCUUGGCAUGAAAGCCGGUCUGAAGAGAACUUUUAAUGGUGUCACUCAGGACCAGCUAGAGAUCAGCAGCCUGCCUCAGUGGAAGCCUCUGCUGUACGCUGUGGCCUUCCUCCACACCACCGUGCAGGAGCGUCGUAAGUUCGGUCCGCUCGGCUGGAACAUCCCCUACGAGUUCAACCAGGCAGAUUUUACCUCCAGCAUCCAGUUUGUGCAGAACCACCUGGACAACCUGGACGUGAAGAGAGGCGUGAACUGGAGCUGUCUGCGCUACAUGCUCGGUGAAGUCCAGUAUGGCGGUCGGGUGACGGAUGACUUGGACAAACGGCUCCUCAACACGUUCACGCGUGUCUGGUUCAGUGAGAGCACCUUCAGUGAAGCUUUCUGCUUCUUUAAGGGCUACAGCAUCCCUGCCAAGGCCAAGAGCAUCCAGGAGGUCCUGCAGCACAUCGAGGGGCUGCCGCUGGUCGACUCACCGGAGGUGUUUGGACUCCACCCCAACGCUGACAUCACCUACCAGACCAACCUGGCGAAUGACACGCUCAGCACCAUAAUCAACAUCCAACCGAAGGACACCGGAGGCGGGGCCGGGGAGACCAGGGAGGCCAGCGUGCAGAGACUAGCCAAUGAGAUGCUGGAGAAGCUGCCACCUGACUACAUCCCACAUGAGGUCAAAGGUCAACUCCAGAAGAUGGGUCCUCUUCAGCCAAUGAACAUCUUCCUCCGACAGGAGUUGGACCGAAUGCAGCGUGUCAUCAGCAGCGUACGGAGCACGCUCACUGACCUCAGACUGGCCAUCGAUGGGACCAUCAUCAUGUCUGAAGACCUGCGCGACGCCCUCGACAGCAUGUUCGAUGCUCGGAUCCCGCGCCUGUGGCUGAGGCUCAGCUGGCCGUCGGCCACGCUCGGCUUCUGGUUCAGCGAGCUGCUGGAGAGGAACCAGCAGCUCAGCGCGUGGAUCAGCGCCGGCCGGCCCAACCAGUUCUGGCUCACCGGCUUCUUCAACCCGCAGGGUUUCCUGACCGCCAUGCGCCAGGAGACGACACGCUCCAACCUGUCCAGGGGCUGGGCCUUGGACACGGUCACCCUUAGCAACGAUGUCACCAAGAUGAUGAAGGAGGACGUCUCAGCUCCGCCCCCUGAAGAUGUGGGUGGAGUCUAUAUCUAUGGCCUCUUUCUGGAUGGAGCGGGAUGGGACAGACGUGGCGCCAAACUCGUUGAGGCUCCGCCCAAAGUCCUCUUCACCCCCCUCCCUGUGGUCCACGUCUUCGCCGUCAGCUCAGCCAACAUGGCCGACAGUAAGCGUCCCCCUGGCGGCGGGGGGCGGUCACUGUACUCAUGUCCCGUCUACAAGAAGCCUCGACGCACCGACCUGAACUUCAUCUUCUCUCUGCAGCUGAGGAGCCUGCAGCCGCCCGAGCGCUGGACGCUGCGAGGCGCCGCGCUGCUCUGCGACUGCAAGUGAUCCAAACGUUGUUGUUCCACAGACACGGACAGACACUCACCGUGGGGCUCUGCUGCGUCUCACUCAGAC
This is a messenger RNA of Pundamilia nyererei, 10138 nucleotides long. Its product is annotated as dynein heavy chain 5, axonemal-like. The record is from RefSeq and is a predicted model, not a curated record. Gene Ontology annotation, biological process: microtubule-based movement. Gene Ontology annotation, molecular function: dynein light intermediate chain binding; ATP binding; minus-end-directed microtubule motor activity. Gene Ontology annotation, cellular component: axonemal dynein complex. Lineage: Eukaryota; Metazoa; Chordata; Actinopteri; Cichliformes; Cichlidae.